Molecule: messenger RNA, 1858 nt
Organism: Phyllostomus discolor (pale spear-nosed bat)
Lineage: Eukaryota; Metazoa; Chordata; Mammalia; Chiroptera; Phyllostomidae
Gene: TTC23
Product: tetratricopeptide repeat domain 23
Exons: 11
Coding region: 294-1634 (446 amino acids)
Molecular function (GO): protein binding
Source: RefSeq, a predicted model, not a curated record
GCUCCUGCUGGGGGCUUGCUGUCAAGAAAGAGUGGCUUUAUGCUUUUGCACUUUGAAGGUGUGAUUUAGGCGGCUGCAACCUCAGGAACUACCAGUAAUUACUCUGUGCUUUUAUUCACACAAUAUAUUCACGCAGGCAGUCGUGAUCUCAUUGAAUGCAUACGUUCACGGGUUACAGCAAUAACACCCGAGUGUUUGUUGUAUUCCAGGCAGCGUUCUAAGACCUGUGCCUAGAUUUCCUCUUUUAACCCUCACUGCAAUCCCAUGACACAGAGGAGAAUGCGAAUAAAAACAUGCAGGAAGCCCAGGAAAUGCACAUCUCCAACCACUUAGAUGAGGUCGUUGCUGCCGUCAGCAUCGCACCUGGAAAGAAAGUCCCCAGCAAGCUGCCUCAGACGCUGCUCUUCCAGCCCCCGCGAGAGAAACUCCACCUCUGCGAAGAGAAAGCCAAGUCCUAUUCCAGCAGGCUCGAGUACAAGCAGGCGAUCCCGGAGCUCGUGCGCUGCGUGGCGUUGACACGGAUCUGCUACGGUGACUGCCACUGGAAACUGGCGGAGGCUUACGUCAACCUGGCUCAAGGCUACCUCCGGCUGAAAGGACUGGCACGCCAGGCCAAACAACACGCAGAGAAAGCCAAAGAAGUCCUCGCCGACUCCAUCGUGCCUCCCGGCAACGACAAUACUGAUGUUUUCCGCUGUUCCAUCGAGCUCUUCCACACCAUGGGGAGAGCCUUACUCUCCCUUCAAAAAUUUAAGGAAGCUGCAGAGAACUUGACGAAAGCAGCGAGGCUUUCGAAGGAGCUGCUGCAAUGCGGGAGGAUUGUCGAGGAAGAAUGGAUGGAGAUUCAAGCACAGGUCAAGCUGUCGUUUGCACAGUUGUAUCAAAGUCAGAAGAGAUCAAAAGAAGCUCUGCCCCACUACCAAGAGGCCUUAGAAUAUACUGAGAUCAGCAAAGGGGACAACAGUCCUGAGUGCGUGCCAAUCCUGAGGGAGCUGGCAGGUGCAGAGCAGGCCCUGAAGCAGCAUGACACGGCCAUCAACCACCUCUUGCAGGCGCACCGCAUCGUCCUGAGUGGGGAGCCAUCCGAAGAGGAAGCAGCCGUGUCCGCGCACUGGGUCGCCCGCGCUGCCCUCGCUUCUGGGAGGCUGGAGUACCACGAUGUGGCGGAGCAGUACUUCCAAGAGAGCCUGGACAAGCUUAAGGAUGCCGAGGGGACGGGGAAAGCCAAGUUUCUCUCCGUUCAAGAUGAAUAUUGCCAUUUUCUCCAAGUCAGUGGGCAAGAAGAGAGAGCAGCCUCGAUCCUGAGAGAGUCCCUGGAGGCCAAGGUGGGGGUGUUCGGCCACCUCAGUCCCGAGGUGGCAGAGACCUACCGGCUCCUGGGCGAGGCCCAUCUGGCACAGGGGAACCUCGGCGCGGCCCACAGGAAACUGAGCAAGUGUCUUCAGAUCCAGACCCUCUUAUACGGAGCGCAGGACAAGAGGACCCUGGCCACGCAGCAGUCCAUGGACGUCUUGUCCAAGGCCCCGGAUGUGGCUGGGAAGCUGCGGCAGGCCCUGCGAGCCAGACCAGCCUUCUGCACGGGAGUGGCCCCGCCCUCCACACUGGGGAAGGCGAGGCCCCUAGCAGUGGACUGAGACCCCGCCUCCCCGCGGCCAGAGCUGCGGUUGCUACUGGGUGCAGGACACACGUGUCUCCGGCAGGAAGAGGGAGUCCUCCGCCAUCCGCCGUGCGGAUUUCCCAGACUGGCUGUGUGGUACCUUGGAUGUCCCCCUCUCCCCUGCCCUGGGGAGGGGGGACGGGCAAGAAUGGACAGCCGCUGACCUCUCAGGGUGAGCUGGUGCUUCUGUAAAGCAUUUUU